GAAUGGAAUGUGGUGUCAAGAAUUGUUUGCGGAAUAUUGGUUGGGGGUCAGGAAGACGAUUGGUAUGGUAAUUAAAAUUGCGCUAUUUGGGCAACGCCUAUUGAUUCCUUCGUACGUGGUCCUCGCCGCCGUCUUGGCAAUGGAGGAAGUGGAGAAAUUGGUAGCCGGAAAUGGAGUUUGGUAAUUUCUAACUUUCCAUGUUGGACGGAUCCGAUCGGCGCUGUUUCGUGGGGGUCUCGCUCGUCCGUUCCAUAUACACCCAUAACGUUGGGGUCGCAACGCGAUCAGAAUUCAGAAUAUCCUUUUUAUAUAUUUUAUCCGUCUUCGGUUUGCGGACUCGGUCAGUGGAGUAGAGAGUGAGUCCAUGGGCAGCGGUCUUCAACUUUACUAUACCACAAAAGACUGUUACUACUACAACAACUACCACCGCUUCAUCGCACUCACUCGCACUUGCACGCGAAUUCACGCAGCAACCAGACGAAGAGAUCAAGAGGCCACCUCGUCAGGCAAAAACGUUCUUAUCCACAACUUCUUCAACAUCAUCAUCGUUCUUGUAAUCGUCGUCUAGGAGACGGGAAUAAACAAUAGUUGGAUCAAGUUACAGUCCAAGGAGGAUAAUUGAAAGUGCGCGAUGUUCAUACACCGAUAGAUUUCCGAUGACGAAGUUCGUUACUUCCUCAGUGCAGUGACAUUAUCAUUAUCUGUGCACCCUCAUCGACUCUAGAAAAAACAGUGACUGCUCUCAACUCAUCACGGUCUAACUACUAAUUAACGACGAAGCCUUCUCCAGUAGAAAAAGAGAACAAAUAAAGAUGAUAAACAGGACGAGUUUGGGGAGAGCCUUCGCUUCGACGAGGCAUCUACUCGUGAUGCUGCUCUUCCUUCUGGUAAGGACGCAGGGAACGGAUGAACCGCAUUCCAGACAGAAGCGACUUCUGUGGAUUACAUCGGAUGGAAGACUUGCCCUUCCUCCUGGUACAACCCUCGUGAUAGCUCCGUCUCUAUCGUUGCCAUUCGUUAGGUAUCCUCCGGACGGGUUCUUCUCGAACAUGACCAUAAGCCUUCCCUUCACGAUUGAUUUCAAUAAGCUCGGUCUGACCGAUAACGAAAAUCCGUACGGUGUGCUUCCUCCGCUUCUUGCGCGAUCCAUGGGACGAACUGCUGGAGAUAUCCUCACCAAUUACAUCAUGAAGAUGAUGGAUCACAGUAGGAGGAGGAAACGAUCGUUGGAGGAGCCGGCGCCUCAACCACCUGAAGAGCACAAGAACGCAUUCCACGGAGGAGAGAGGGCUUUGCUUUAUUUGGCGGCGGAGGAUUUCCUGGAGAAUUUCGGGAUGAACGGAAAGGCCUGUUUGCUGAGGGCCAUCUGUGAGGUUCAUGCGCAUCCUCUGCACAAUUUCGGGUUGAUUGGUGAAAUGGUCAGACUUUUCCUGUCAGCCAGUAAAUCUCCAUACUCGGAGGUUCUUCAGGAGUACGUGGAGGCUGAAAACGCAGGAAGCGGCAAAUCCGGACCAGCUGAAUGUUGGCCAUACCUGAAAGACUGUCCCAAGUCUCUUUUCCUUCCAAGCCAUAAUAAGUAUAGUGAAAAUGCGGACGAAACGGGCAACGAGAUUUCGGACGACAAAAUGCAACGAGUUACCUACGAUCCACUAACCAGGAACAUGUAAUAGAACGAAGGAGGCGGCGGCGAAAACGAGACAGGAUGAGGUCCUCUUCCUACUGAAUGUGUACAUAUUUUGUAACAAAGACGGGUGCCAGUGCUAAGUCAUUAAAAAGGGAUUCAAUCGAUGGCUCGGAAUGUGUUUAUAGAAUCGGAAUUAUAUUUUACUCAAUAUAUUUCCAAAUUUGU
Nicrophorus vespilloides is the source of this 1849-nucleotide messenger RNA. RefSeq lists its product as uncharacterized. Lineage: Eukaryota; Metazoa; Arthropoda; Insecta; Coleoptera; Silphidae. The transcript has 5 exons. Bases 813 to 1667 code for a protein of 284 amino acids. The record is from RefSeq and is a predicted model, not a curated record.